Acanthoscelides obtectus is the source of this 7388-nucleotide messenger RNA. The record is from the annotation of a GenBank genome assembly. NCBI's taxonomy places the organism in Eukaryota, Metazoa, Arthropoda, Insecta, Coleoptera, Chrysomelidae.
CAUCAUAAUAGUUUAAGCAAAUGCCAAUAGAUGCCAGUGUCGUUGCCUUGUCAAAAUGUUUCAAGUCAUAGAGUGAUUUGUCAAAUGUUGAUUUUCCUAUAGGUGGUCAAAGCAUAUAAGCAUAAUUUGUUAUGAGGUGGUUAUGAGUGGACAAAAAAUAAAAUAGUUUUUUGUUGGAUGACCGUGAUUCAACUAAUUUGUUGUAAAUGUCUAUGGACGGUUGACUAUAAUAGCUCUUUAAAAGCAAGUUGAGUAAACCAGGUAGAUUCUCGUGUCAGUGCAAUUUAAAGUGUGGCCAAAAUCUAGGUUUAAGAAGGUAACUUUUCAUAAUGGGUGAAGAAAUACCAGAGAAGCAUUUUGAGGAAUCUAAAAUGAAAGCACAAAAAGAAAACAAGUAUAACCGUUUAUUGCCUUAUGUUCAUGAUAUAGAAGAAGAGGCAGAAAAAUUAUUCAUCGAUAUAAAGACAAAUCUGAUCAGAUCAGUGCUGGGAAGAGAAAUGAGACCAGGUUGUGCUAUGUGGACUUCUAGAUUGAUCAAGUAUAUCAAAAUUUAUGGAUAUAAAUUCUCAAAACAAGACCAUAUUGCUUUAAUAAAAUUAUUUUAUGAGCUGCUUAUUAUACCAGAUCUAGAACCUACAAGAGUUAAUAAAUGUGCAUCUACACUGACAGUACUGUUGAAAAAGAAAUAUCUAUUAUCUAGAGAAGAUCUACAACUUGACUGGAGACCAUUGUAUGACAUGUGUGUAAGAGUGACAGAGAAGACAAAAAGAGACCUAGGAAUGUAUAGGUACUCUGCUUCAUUUGAAGGCACACUUUUCAAUGCAAUUCGCAUGUGCAGGGUAUAUUUCCCAGCAUCAGCCACUCAGGAGAUUCUGGAUGAAUUCAAACAAUAUCUUUGCCCUUUCAAUACCUGUGAUAUGUCUUAUUCUAUGGAGUAUAUGGAACUGUUUUUGCCAUGCCAUGUAAAGCCUUCAGAAGCAGGUAUUAGCUACAAGCUUUGGUUUGAUGAGUUGAUGAUCCUGUGGAACAAUUGCCAAGAAGCUUGUCCUUGGGAAAAUUACCUGAUGUAUAUGAUGACAAACUUGGCAAGAUACCAAAUUGGGUACAUUGACUGGCAGCCACAUAUUGCUAAUAUGUUUGUUAGUGUGAGAAAUAUGGUUAGAAGAUAUAACGUAACUGGUUCAGUUAAUAUUAACCCACGAUAUGUGAAAAAAGUAAUAUCACAAAUGCCGACCGAAGAGCACAACUCAUAGAGAGGCCCACAAACUGGGAUUCAGCACUUGCAAGGUUCCAAAGAGCCUUCCAGCUGCCCGUUAAUUUCAAGCAUCGUCAGAUAGGCCGGCAACACAAAAUAGAUAUUUCUGCAAUGGCCACAUGGAUAGUCUAUACUUUGAAUGGCGUCGACGACAUUGCUUUCUUCCAUUUAGAGAAGCUCAUGCAGAGUCUCGAGUCAUACUACCAUCCUGCCAAUCUUGGAAGAUGGACUGCUAAGAUUCGGGAGCUGCUCAGACAGCUCUCUUAUAACUUUGUUCAUAGAAUUUAUUGCGAACGCUACAAGAGGCCAUCUUGGGACUAUCAGUGUCCAGAUACACAUAAGAUCACCGACGCUGAUAUUGAUAGGUUUGUGAAUAUACUGAAGCCUUGUCUAGAACAUGCUAUGUUUUCUAGGAUGGGGUCGCAGGACACUAGCCUUGCUUUGAAUUAUUUAGCCUCCCUAAGGCCGAAUUUGAUCAUCCCUAUGACGUUAGAAAAGCUUUACAGCUCGAUGAACAGUCUAACGGAGCCUCACAAACUCACGUCGUGUAUGAUGGCUGUCUCAUCUAUUGGUAGAUACAUGGUACAAGGUGGAAAAAUGGGAUACCCCGAAGGUCCUACACACAUCAUUCCUUUGCUCAUGGAACUGUUGCCUGGUAUAGAUCCUAAUGAUGUCGGGAAGUCUUAUGUUACGUUCAACUUCAUUGCUCAUUUCAUUAACAUGAUUCCGAUUGUAGACUGUUCAGAGGCUAGUAAAUAUCAUCAACUUACAGAAGAGGAGCAUAUAAUAUGUGAAGCGACUGCUGGAUUUGAAGACUUUGUGUUGCAGUUUUUUGAUAGGUUGUGCGUAUGGAUGGAAUCCAGUUCAUUAGAUUUCAUAAGACUGGAACAAAUGACAAAUAAUGACGUAAGAAAUAGAGCGGAAAGUAUAUCAGAAAACGUGAUUGCUUCCGUGAUAGCUGCGAUACUGCAUCAGUGUUCUCCUGAUAUUUUUAAAAGUGCCUUGAAACGUAUAUACAAUUUUGUGAUUAGUAAAAUUUUAGAAGUACACGUCUCUGGGAAACUUUUAGCUGUAACUUGUCACUGCUUUGCAAGAAUAAAUCCUAAGGAAACACUCAAACUAUUCAUACCAUACUUUUGUGAUAGAAUAGAAGGGAUAUUUGCUGAAAAUACAAACCUUGAUAAGGAAGAACACGUGGAUGAUGAGUUACUGUAUGAUUUGCUUAUAUUAUCAGAAGUCGUGAACGGUAGAUCCGAGUUGCUGAACUACAUGGAUAGAUUGACCAAUAUUCUCGAUAGAACUCUUCAUAUGAGUUGCUUAGCGGCCAGCCAAUUUGCCACAAAAAUUUUAGAAUCUAUAAUGUCGUCUUUAACCACCAUUGCCGCUACAGAAGUCAGAAGCUCAGAAAGAGACUAUUCAGUGCACGUAAAAGAUUUUCUUCCGAUAAGAGAAUGGGGAAUCGGUUAUCAACUAUCAGAUGUCAAAAUAUCUUGGUAUGUACCCGGAACUCAUGAAGUCCAAGCUAUUCAGCAACUGCUCAAUAAAUAUUUACUGCAUGAAUUAGAUACAUUAAAGAGACACACGUCAGGCGAAGUAACUCUUUCAAGGCAAAAUCUGAAACAAAGCUUGAAGAUCGUAUAUUCUAUCUUAUUUUGUCACUCCUUAUUGCCUAUCUGGGAAGAACCAGUAUAUCAUUUGGUGAACAGUGUGCUAGAACCGUGGGCGUUUAAUUUGAAGGUAUGCAGCAGUGACCCAGUCACAAUGCCUGAUGGUACAAAUGUCAGGAAAGCUGUCGUUGAUGUAUUACAUAGGUUGCAAAAAAAGAUGCUAGAAAGUGACGAUGGCGAUACGCAAAGUAUCCAGAAUAUAAUCAACAUUUACAAUAUAAUUUUGUUCAACAGGACAGGCACGCAUGAUUUUGAUCUUCUAUGGAAGAGUUUCAGCAUGAGCAAGAAGUUACUAGAGGAUCCAUUGCAUAAGAAGAAAGAACAGUUUAGGUACUUGUGGAUAAGCAGGGCUUUGUUCCAACAAGGGCUCAGAACAGAAAGCAGAAAUUGUUCUUUUACAGACACUCAUAAGCAGAUUUUGCUGGAUAUCUUCGAAUUGAGCACAUCUAGGUACAGCAAAGUGAGAAGUGCAGCCCAGUGUAAACUUAGUAACAUCAUUGCAUAUUUUCCCUAUUCUUUUACCCUUUUAACUGAACCUAUAAAAAAGAUACUGGAGCUAGAUUCUCAAGAACAUCACGAACGUUUCAAGGGAUGCCUGUAUGUAUUGCUAGGUCCAAAAAAUGCCAGCAUUGUCGCCAGGCAUGACUGGAAAUUCAUUGCAGAGAUAUGGCCUGCGUUAGUUAGAUCUAUGCCCAGUGAGAAACCAUCUAUCAUCAAUCUUGUCGCUGCACUUUCAGAGGCAAUUGAGAAAUGUUUCCCCACUAUAGCUGUAAAGUUGCAGAUACCUGAGAGAACAUUAACUGUUGCUUAUGAGUUUGCUAAGACUUCCCCUGUGGUUAGCUUAGAUAAUUUCCAGCAUGAAAUCAGUAACAGCGAAAUUUAUCUUUGCAUGAGGUCAGAAGAACGACGUGUAGCAUAUGAAAGUACAAUCAAUCAAUUGUUAGAUGCUUUGGAGACUGGAAAUUUACAUUGGCGUUAUCAUAUUCUAGCCAUGAAUUUGGUGAAAACCAUAGUACACUUUGAUGUAAAGUAUAGCUGUAGAAUAGUGCAGUUUUUCUUGAAAUCCCUAAUCAGCGAGUCGAUAUUCGUAAGAAAAUGCUCUUUAAAGGUGGUUGUAUACAGCUUAAUCCAAAACAAGCCCAAAUUUAUCAAAGUAGAUAUAGAUCCGUUUGCAGUUGCUGGCUGCUCACCUCCUAGCAAGCUGAAGCCUGGUAUCAGAGAAGAUAAUAAGUGGCUGUUAUAUAACAGCAAAACUGCUCCACGUAGUGCCGAGGAGUGGGAUCAACUUAGAUAUAUCCACGAUCAGUCCACAGGAUAUUACGUCUGGCCCAAAAAGCUACAGGUUUACGACUCACCGUCAAAACAAAACCCUCCUGCCAGAAGAUUGGAUCGUUUGACUGAAAUAGAGUCUGUGGUGUACAAUUUUUUCACUAACGAAGACCACGUUACUGCACUGAUCAAAUAUUGGUCUUUGGAGGAGAAAAAAGGACAGGAUCAGUUUAAUCCGUUCCGAUUUUACACUUUUAAAAACCUGUUUAAGAUGUUCGAAGAUAAGUUACUACCAGUAUUCAUACCGCAUGUCGAAAAACUAAUUAAGGAUAAGUUGGAGUCACACCAAAGAUGCGCCGCUGAAAUCAUCAGUGCCAUUAUAAGAGGUUCGAAACAUUGGGAAUACGACAAAGUAGUUAAAAUGUGGGGUGUCGUCCUGCCACUUUUAGAAAGCGCGAUCACGAACAUGUGUUCUGAGACACAAACAGACUGGGCGUUAUGCAUUACAAUGGGUACUGAAUCACGCGACCCAAACAAAUAUCAUUGGUUAAUUGAGUAUUUAAUAGAAGAUCCACUCAGGGACACCACGUCUUCCAUUUCUUGCACUAGGAUGCAUUUGCUAUCUAUGGCUGUGAAUCAACACGCUUGGAGAAACAUGGAAAUUAGCGUCAGAUUGUUACAGUACUUCAAGCCCCACUUGACACAUCCUUUUCAAAACAUUAGAGAAAAAAUUAGUUCUUUACUGACCAUCAUCCUUUGUAAAGAUUCUCUUUAUACAUGUGGCGUGAAAGGAGCUGAUACUGGCAAGUUUUUUGCAGAGGUACUACCGCAACUUGACUAUCUUUAUAAUGACAGUUUAGCUAAAAUUGAUAGCACAAAUGAUAUCAACCAAGUGGUACAACUGAUGGAACAAGAAGCCAAGGACAAGCUAAUCAGGUUAUACAAGGUGGUUACAAAAUUUGUUACAAUGAGCUUGUCGCGAGUGAACUGUGCUACACGUUCAGAAUUCUUCGAACUGUUACCCUUAUCUGCCAUUUUGCAGAACAACGACGUGGAUGAAGAACUUGCGAACGUAGCUACUAAUAUGAUGGUGAUAUUGGCUCAAACUUUAACUGUAGCUGAGUACAUUCCUUAUAUAUUAAACGCUGUGAAAAAGGUGGCUACAUGUUCAUCUUGGACUGCCAGGGCGCUUAUUACAGAGUAUCUUAAUGUUUUUAUAUUCUUCAAUAUGGCUACUAUUAAUAGCAACAAAGAAUGGGUGCUAGAACUUGAAAAGAUUGUCGUAGAUCUUAUGAAGGACAUAAAACCAGAAGUUCGGGUAGCUGCAGCGAAAGUACUAAGCGGAUUGCUGCAUUGUAAGUUUAUUCCAGACCCAUGCGAGCUGCUCAAUAAUUUCAUACGUAAAGCAAAAGUCAAACUACAACAAGAAAAUGGCAUUCGACAUAAACAUGCUGGAGUUCUGGGGCUAUGUGCCUUCAUUGAAUCUCAUCCAUAUGAUGUACCUGACUUCCUGCCAGAUAUCUUUGCGCAACUGUCCAGUAGAUUGAACGAUCCUCAACCAAUCCCAGCUACGAUAAGAAAAACUUUAGGUAACUUCAAAAGAACGCAUCACGAUAACUGGGAGGCGCAUAAGUUAAAGUUUACCGAGGACGAGUUGGAAUUGUUGAGUGACUUGACUGUGCCACCGAGUUACUAUGUGUGAGGUCAAAUUAGGAGUAUUUUAAAAACUUGGUUGUGUGACUUUUUAUGAGGGCUCGAAAGAUGUUAGGAGUUGUAUAUUUGCACUUGGAAAAUAUUCAUAAGAUUGACGACACCAGUGCUCUGGGUGAUUUGAAGUACAUGCAUCGUUAUAAUUCUAGUUGAUGUAACUUGAAAAAAUAUUUUUUAUACAAGUGCUACCAGCAAAAUUUAAACAAUUUUAAGAUUUAUUUUUAUACAGAAUGAGUAUCUUGGUUUAAUGGUUUGUAAAACUUAAAUUUAAAAUUUAGGCCAUUUUAUUAAAUUUAUAUAAAAUUCAAGUAUCUUAAACUUACCCAGUCAUGUUUAUUAAGUUUUGAUUUCCAUUUUAAUAAAUUUUAUGCGCUCUACGUACCAUUUUUUCAAUUAAUAGAAUAAGCACACAAACCAAGGCUCACUUGUUUUGGUACGUACGUUUAUAGAAGUCAAAUUAAAAGAUCAAAAAGAUGCUUAAGAUGUCUAAAAUUCGAAAAGAUGCCAAGUUGUUGAUACUUGCUAAUUUAUUUAUUAAUUUAUUGUAAUUGUAAAUAAAUAUACCUUACAUUCAUAUGGUAAAAUGGACUAAAUCGAAACUUUCAAUUUUACGAAUGUGAUCCUAACCCUUAUAUAAUAUUUUUUGUAGCUCAAAGCAAUUUAUGUUUUCUCUAUAUCAUUAUUAAUAACUUUUUGCCUCCAGUAUUUUUUAGCGACAAACGUCAUCAAUUUUACUAUAUCUAUUGUUUCAGCUACGUUGUAUCAUUUGUUUCUCGUUUUGUGUAAAAAUUGUAAUUUACGCAAAAUGUAGUAUCUAGCAGCUAAAAGGAGGGAGCAGUUCUUUGAGCAAAGAAUACUAUUUUUUGCACGUUACCACACCAUUAUUUGGUGUUUGAUAUUUUUAUUGUCUUGUUUUGACAUAACUGUCAUGUCCCAGAGUGACAAACAUUUUCGAAAUGGUGGUGUGAGAUAUUCAUUUUCAAAUUAAUAGAAAUGUCUUGUUAAAACAUUAAUUAUACAUCCUUCGAUUUUAUGUUGAAUUUUCUACAUAUCCACGGGAUAGCCGGUUUCUGUUAUUAGUAUAACUGACUUGUGAUGUUUGAAUUACACAAAAAGCCAUUCUACUAAAUAUAUGUAUAUUAGACUCUCUUGAAUCGUUUCGAAUUUGUUUGAACUUGGUACGUUUCGUAAAUUGCCAAAUUUUCAGUUUUAAUAUUCAUAUGCCUAGGUUCACUGCAUACUGUUUUCGACUUUUUCGACAACGCUCCCGUAGGGAUUAUUUUCACAAAAAACUUUUAUUAGAAAUUCACUGUAUAAUAAAACCUUUGAAUGUGAUGUAGCAACCAAUUAUUGUUGCCUAUUUUUAAAGUAUUUUAUUCUUUGUAGUUUACCUGGUUUACUGAUUUGGGAGAGGUUAUUAUUAUUCAUAUUUUAUAAGUUCAGAACUUAUAUUUUUGUUUUAAUAAAAUUUUAAUUUUUAAUAAAAU